Messenger RNA from Echinococcus granulosus, 1353 nucleotides. RefSeq lists its product as hypothetical. The transcript is spliced from 9 exons. Gene Ontology annotation, biological process: microtubule cytoskeleton organization. Gene Ontology annotation, cellular component: axoneme; ciliary basal body. Bases 1 to 1353 code for a protein of 450 amino acids. NCBI's taxonomy places the organism in Eukaryota, Metazoa, Platyhelminthes, Cestoda, Cyclophyllidea, Taeniidae. The record is from RefSeq and is a predicted model, not a curated record.
AUGUUUGUCAACUCAGCUGUAACAAAUCAACAGAUGGCAGUACAUUAUCGGAAAGUGCAUUCCGCAAAAGCCGCCAUUGACACCAAAACUCCUCAUUCGUUGUGCACAAAUCCCAAGUCUAAAUUACGCAUGAAAAGGAAGAGUAAUGUGCGCAUAAAUGCGCCAUCACCGAAUUUGUCCGGGGUACGCAAGCACAAACAGUGUUGUACCUAUUCUAAGGACCCAGUAGUCAAUGAAAUCGUUUCGAAAUUAAUGAAUCAAUUUGAGGGGCAUGACACAAGGAGGCAAAAACCGAGAAAAGUUGCCACUCUAAACGGCAUUUCUCGUGGUGGUUCACUUAACCUUGGAAGUAAUUGCAAACUUCGUCAACCUUGUCAUGACCCACCGGCCGAUGUCCUAAAGCUUCAUGCAAGCCUUUUCACUGAGCCCAAAGUUUUUUGCCCGAGAACACUCAAAUCGGCAGCACUUUCCCGAGUUCGCAACCUUGCAUGCUACAAUCCGCCACGACGAAGUCAGGCGGCGGAACAUUUGGAGGAGUUUGACUUAAGAAGAUCGCAAAAGCCGUCUUUGCUUAACGACCACCAGUCAAGGGACCCUGAUUUGCCAAGCAAACCCGUUUUCCGAAGCCCCACAUCAGCUUCAGUCCAUACACCAAGCCGGAAGGAGCAACAGUUGAAAGCGAUUCGCCAGAUUGCCCUACAGUUGGAUGUACCUGCGGAACUGAUGACGGAGUUUACUCUUCAUAAGAGUCAGUCCGAUAUUGCGAAGACAAGCCCCAACCCUGGCGUUAAUGCCAAAGGCGAUGAAGCGUUGAACAAAAAAGAGCCCACCCCUGAGUCUCAAAGCAGUGAAGGUGGUCUCCUUAGUUCUGUCACGCCUCUACGAGACUCCUGCUAUACACUCAAUCUCCGCCGAUCGGAAGGAUCCGGUUCUAACAUCCUAAACACAGAGGAUGAAUCGGAUGUGGAGAGUGGAUCGUGCGACAGCACCACGUGUCUUGCAUCCUUAUCGCUUGCAAACGAUCAAGCGUCUCCGCAACAGCCUUCGAAAUCGACAUCCGAUCUUGUCAUCCCUUCUGGGACGUCAGAUGCAGCGUCUAAUAUGAACUCGGAGAUUGAAGGAACCAGUCAGUUGCUUAGUUCUCUUGAGAUCAAAGGAAUGGUCGAAAGUGACGAAAAAAGUGAAGAUAAAGAUGAAGAAGAUGAUAGUGAUGAUGAUGAUGAUGAUGAUGAUGAGGAGGAGGAGGAGGAGGAGGAGGAGGAGGAGGAAGAAGAAGAAGAAGAGGAGGAGCGGACUGAUAUCAACGAUGCUGAGGAGAGCUACACCAGUGAAUCUUUUGACGACGAUGAAUAG